AUGGCCACUCUGAUCCGGAGCAAGCUUUCCAACGUCGCCACCUCGGUUUCCAACAAGUCCCAGGCCAAAGUGAGCGGCAUGUUUGCGAGGAUGGGCUUCCAGGCGGCUACCGAUGAAGAGGCGGUGGGCUUUGUUCAUUGCGAUGACCUGGACAUGGAGCACAGGCAAGGGCUUCAGAUGGACAUCUUAAAGUCGGACGCCAGCGAAGAAGGAGCCGAGCCUCCCCUAGAAGGGGAUAUCCAUUACCAAAGGGAUGGCACGGGUCCCCUGCCCCCGUCAGCCUCCAAGGACGAGGGCAUAUGCUCGGAGCUCUCCGGCCAAGGCAAGCCCAAGAUCACCGCUUGGGAAGCUGGGUGGAAUGUCACCAACGCAAUCCAGGGGAUGUUUGUUCUUGGCCUGCCCUAUGCUAUCCUUCAUGGUGGAUAUCUAGGACUCUUUUUAAUUAUUUUCGCUGCAGUAGUUUGCUGCUACACUGGGAAAAUCCUUAUUGCCUGUCUUUACGAAGAGAAUGAAGAUGGGGAGAUAGUCAGGGUGAGAGACUCCUAUGUCGACAUUGCUAACGCUUGCUGUGCUCCCAGGUUUCCCAAGCUUGGGGGGAGGAUUGUGAAUGUGGCUCAGAUCAUUGAGCUGGUCAUGACCUGUAUUCUCUAUGUGGUGGUCAGUGGGAACCUGAUGUACAACAGCUUCCCAAACUUGCCUGUCUCCCAGAAAUCUUGGUCUAUCAUUGCCACAGCUGUGCUCCUGCCUUGUGCUUUCUUGAAGAACCUCAAGGCUGUCUCGAAGUUCAGCUUGCUCUGCACCUUAGCCCACUUUGUGAUCAACGUUUUGGUGAUUGCCUACUGUCUCUCCAGAGCACGUGACUGGGCUUGGGACAAAGUCAAGUUUUACAUUGAUGUGAAGAAGUUCCCCAUCUCCAUUGGCAUCAUUGUCUUCAGCUACACCUCCCAGAUAUUUCUGCCUUCCUUAGAGGGGAACAUGCAGCACCCCAAGGAGUUUCAUUGCAUGAUGAACUGGACUCACAUAGCAGCUUGCAUUCUCAAGGGACUCUUUGCCUUGGUAGCCUAUCUAACCUGGGCUGAUGAGACUAAAGAAGUCAUCACAGACAACUUGCCAUCCACCAUUAGGGCGGUAGUCAACCUUUUCUUGGUGUCCAAAGCUUUGCUUUCCUACCCAUUGCCCUUCUUUGCAGCUGUGGAAGUCCUGGAGAAGUCCCUUUUCCAAGAUGGAAACAGGGCGGUCUUUCCUAACUGUUAUGGGGGUGAUGGGAGGCUCAAGUCCUGGGGACUCACCCUCAGGUGUGCCCUAGUAGUUUUCACCUUGUUAAUGGCUAUCUACGUCCCUCAUUUUGCCCUCCUGAUGGGUCUUACAGGGAGCCUCACAGGUGCAGGCCUCUGUUUCCUGCUCCCAAGUCUCUUCCACCUCAAGCUCUUGUGGAGGAAGCUCAUGUGGCACCAUGUUUUCUUUGAUGUUGCCAUUUUCGUUAUAGGUGGUAUAUGCAGCGUGUCUGGAUUCAUCCAUUCUUUAGAAGGCCUCAUAGAGGCUUACGGUUCCAACAUAGAAGACUAA
Molecule: messenger RNA, 1566 nt
Organism: Emys orbicularis (European pond turtle)
Lineage: Eukaryota; Metazoa; Chordata; Testudines; Emydidae
Gene: SLC32A1
Product: solute carrier family 32 member 1
Exons: 2
Coding region: 1-1566 (521 amino acids)
Biological process (GO): amino acid transmembrane transport
Cellular component (GO): vacuolar membrane
Molecular function (GO): L-amino acid transmembrane transporter activity
Source: RefSeq, a predicted model, not a curated record